Opisthorchis viverrini is the source of this 360-nucleotide messenger RNA. RefSeq lists its product as hypothetical. The record is from RefSeq and is a predicted model, not a curated record. NCBI's taxonomy places the organism in Eukaryota, Metazoa, Platyhelminthes, Trematoda, Opisthorchiida, Opisthorchiidae. Bases 7 to 360 code for a protein of 117 amino acids. The transcript has 2 exons.
CCAUUGAUGUGGCCCGUCUCGGGUUCCCCAUCCAGGAAGACGGCAGGGACCAGCGCAGCUGAGUUUGCUGGUAAUGGCUUUCAUACUUCGCUGACAAGUCAUUGUUUGGCCGCCUCUGACUCUCUUCCACCCUUCACAUGGUUGGGCGAAAAGAGCCCUUCGAGGAAGUCGGUCGACUGGCAUACGCAUCAUGUGGCCGAACCAGCGCAACCUAUGCAGUGUGAUCAGUUCACCUACCGAGGCUGUAACACCCUUUCGGUGCCUAACUGUCAUGCUACCCAAAAGAAGCACGAGGGCUGGGAUACUGCCAGGUUGCCCAAGCCUACACAGGGGAAGUCGAGAGGCACUGGUCCUGUUUGA